This is a messenger RNA of Galleria mellonella (greater wax moth), 6500 nucleotides long. It is a transcript of the gene Eip63E, whose product is annotated as cyclin-dependent kinase 14. Gene Ontology annotation, cellular component: cytoplasm; cytosol; nucleus. Lineage: Eukaryota; Metazoa; Arthropoda; Insecta; Lepidoptera; Pyralidae. Gene Ontology annotation, molecular function: ATP binding; heme binding; cyclin-dependent protein serine/threonine kinase activity. The coding region runs from base 345 to 1856 and encodes 503 amino acids. The record is from RefSeq and is a predicted model, not a curated record. Gene Ontology annotation, biological process: protein phosphorylation. The transcript is spliced from 11 exons.
CUUGUCUGUCUGGCUGGCCAGUAGGCCCCGGAGCGUCAGUUCGAUUGCACGGCGCACGCGCAGCUCUACCGCCGACAAUCUAGGGCGUCCUUAUGUGAUACAUCACCAUUACUUUUUACUUCUUCACUUAUUAUGGAAAAAGUGCACAGUGUUAAUUAGUAAUAUACAGUGUGCCAUUUGCCUAAAUCUGAAGUGAUCAAAUUUUAAUUUCGCACUAAUUUAUGUGGGUUACAUAGUAAACUAAGUGUCAAGUGUGUGACCGUAUUGUUUUGGCUUUUUGUAUUCUCUACUGCAUCUGUUAGUAGGUAGACAUUUCUUGGAAGUGUACAAAUUGGUUUUGGUGAAUGAGUCAACUCACAGGCGUCGGGAUUGUUAACGUUGUCAACGUGCUGCCCACGAUAUCCGAAGGCGUGACAAUGAGGGAAAAAAGGGGCGGCGCUAUGAGCAAAAUGCAAAAGCUUCGGAAGCGCCUGUCCCUUAGCUUUGGUAGAUUAUCAACAAAAGACGAGCCCGAUGGGGACAGUGGGGAGUGUCGCGGCCGGCAACAGAAUGGAGGCGGCCGCGGCAAGCUGCCCUACAACGGGUAUUCAGAGGAGUGCCUAGACCGGCUCGAACCAAACGGGAACAUACCACAUGACAAGGAGCCUCAUUAUGAAUGGAGCGGUGGAGGCAACGGCGAGUACCGGGUACGGAGACAAUUGUCGGUGUCGUCCGACUCGAAACUGCUGGACGAGGGUGCUCGGGAGGACGCCAGGGUGGUGAUGAGGCCCAAGCGACCACCCAGGCCUAAAUCAGAGGCCUUCCUAGGACCGCAUGACCACAGCAAUCGCCGCACUAAGCGGUUUAGUGCCUUUGGGGGAGAUUCUCCGUUCGGGAAAUCCGAAGCUUACAUAAAACUCGAACAGCUCGGUGAGGGUUCCUAUGCCACAGUGUAUAAAGGUUAUAGCAAUUUAACACAGCAAGUAGUAGCAUUGAAAGAGAUCAGACUGCAAGAGGACGAGGGUGCGCCAUUCACGGCGAUCAGGGAGGCGUCGUUACUCAAAGAGUUGAAGCACGCCAAUAUAGUCACGCUGCACGACAUUGUGCACACGCGAGAAACGCUCACAUUCGUGUUUGAAUUCGUGGACACAGACCUAUCACAAUACAUGGAGAGGCAUCCGGGCGGGCUGAACCAUCACAACGUAAGGCUAUUCAUGUUCCAGUUACUGCGCGGUUUGUCCUAUUGUCAUCGAAGAAGAGUCUUACACAGGGACGUGAAACCACAAAAUCUACUAAUAAGCUCUCACGGGGAACUGAAACUGGCCGACUUUGGCCUAGCUCGGGCCAAGUCGGUGCCGAGUCACACGUAUUCACACGAAGUCGUCACGCUUUGGUAUAGGCCACCAGAUGUGUUAUUAGGCAGUACAGAAUACUCGACGUCAUUGGACAUGUGGGGCGUUGGGUGCAUAUUCGUCGAGAUGUUGUGCGGUGUGCCCACCUUUCCGGGAGUAAGGGAUACACACGACCAACUCGAUAAGAUAUUCAAGGUGGUGGGCACACCGACGGAAGAGAGCUGGUCAGGUGUGAGCCGCCUCCCAGGGCUGCGGACGCACGUGUCCCGAUGGGGAUCGUGCCCGGCCCGGCCGCUCGGCUCGGCAUUCCCGCGGCUACGUGACGGCGGGCGAGACGCUGAACGACUAGCCGCCUCGCUGCUACAGCCAGACCCGUGCCGCCGGCUCGCCGCCGACCGGGCGUUGCACCAUGUGUACUUUGCGCCACUGCCUCCUCGGCUUAGGGAGUUGCCCGAUGAGGUAUCAAUAUUCACAGUGGAGGGCGUUUGCAUGCACCCGGAAACGCGGCACGCCGCCAUCAAGUGAGCGACCCACCGACCCACGUACCUUAGUUGAAUCUGUUACAAUUCGUUUGUCUGCAUACGCAGCUCGCCGGUCGGUCCAACCAGCAGGACACUUCGACCAACCUGUAAGGUCACAUCGACCCAACACAACAUCACACUAGUCCUACUUAAGGUCGCUCCGACCGACACUAUGCAUAGAAAGCGAGCUUUAUCCGAUAGUUAUAAUAGCAUGUUUCAAUUCCUAUAGUUUUAAUGUAUUGAAAUCUGGUUGACUCGUUUUUGGUGGACCAAAAUUUCGUGAUAGUUCUCUCGUCUAGUUUAAAAUUGUUCGAACGGGCAUCGAAUGCCAGCGACAGUAUUCGUUUUUAUUUCAAAACCUUAUUAUUUGUCCAUCCGUCGUCUGCUACGUCGACAUGAUAUUUAAGCGCUUGCUAGCUUCUAACUGAAUAUCCAUCCAUAUAAUUCAAUUAUUCUAUGGUGACAAGGUAAACUGAUAGGUAUCGAGUGUACGAAUUAUAUAUGUAUAAAUAUAUAACAGAGCAGUGUGCCAUGUAUAUCUAUAAUUGAGAAGAGUAUGACGUGUUAUUUUAAAAGAUUUUUAUGCUGGAUAUAUGCUCAUAAUUUGGUAAAAAUGUUGAAGAUGUUUAUUUAUAUUUAUUAAGGGACGACGAAGUUUACUCUAAUGCAGUCUUAUGAAAAUAUACGGUUAAUCUGAAGUACUGUACUACGAGUCCGUAAAAUACCGGUAUCAAUCUAUGUUUCGAGUAAUUAGAAGUAAAACAGUGCCGACUUUUAACGUAGUGAUUACUUGCUCUGUGGUCGUAUAAAUUAAGCGGGACUCGUAGUAUGGUGCUGGAACAAUUCACUGCGUUCACCUCAAUCUUAUGCACACAUUCCUUCCACGGUGCUCAAAUAGUAACGUUAGGGUGGCGAGGAGAUGUGUGGCCAGUAUAAUAUUGCUAGUACCUACAACAAGCACGCCGCUGUAGCUUCUCACAUAGCGACACGCGUUAUAACACGAGGUCUCGUUGCGAGAUUACCAUGCCCAUCUGUUUUAUAAUUUUUCUAUAAAUUAUUUUUAUGUACGUUUCCUUUAUUACUAGGCCUAUAAUAUACUAUACAAGUAAUAAUAGAUUUUGACUGAAAAGCAAUAAUUACAUGUGUAUUUUUAUGACGUUUUUUAUGGUAUAGAAUGGCAAAUUAUUAAAAGACGGCUGUUAAAUUAGUCAAACUUUGAAUAAGCGUUGAUUUUCAACCGGGCGGAUACGUGUUCCUCAGCAAAUAUGAAUUAAUUUCAAUAAAAAAAAAAUGGUUGUGGUAAUUGCGCAAUGAGACCUCACGCUAUUAGCACUUGCAUCGACUAUUUUCAGUGAUACAUGCGAAUUGACAGGAGAAAUAUCUAUUACCAAAAUUAAUUUAAUAUCGUCACAGAUCUCAAAUAUAUAAAAGUGUGGGACCGUCCUACUGUAUAUUGUAUCGUGAAUACGUUAAGGGAAUUCGAUUCGAGAACUAUAAUAAAAUUUAAUUCUUCGUGGCUGUAUGAGAGACGCGUAGAGUAGAUGGGAGUAGAUUCCGUCUAGACUAAAAACAUUAGUGAAAUUAACCAGUUAGUCGAAUUUUAGUGGUCCCUCACAAUGUAAGAUUAGGAGUGCAAUGUAUUGUAGUGUCCGGCACAUUGGCAACUUGUAUACGAAAUAUAUUCCGGCAACUCUUCUACUUUUGAAUGGUUUAAUAUAAUCGCCCUCCCCUAUUGCUGGUAAGGCUGGAUCCACACUAUGAUACCAGUUCUCGUUUCGUUCUCGAUUCGAUCUCGGUAAUGGUCACUAGAAAUAAUUCGAGAUUGAUCGUGACUGGAAUGAAAUGGGACUGAACUCUAGUAGGAAUAUACAUAUUGUUUCUUACUUAGUAAUAAUAUUUUAUCAGACCGAGAUCGAAUCGAGAACGAGUCGAGAUCAGUAUUAUAGUGUGGACCCGGUCUAAGUGUCUAUGAUUUCAACAUAGUAUUAGAUCCAAUCGAAACGUGCUUUAAGUUCAGGUUAUUAAAAUAAUAAUCUAACUGAAUCAGCUAAUUCUAGAAUUUUCACUACACACAUAUAAAUAGACAUAUCUAUAAUGUUCUCCCAAUAAUAAUACUAUUUACGACAACACAGUAAGUCUGAAACCAGAACAUAUUCACUUUCUAGUCCUUGUGUUCUUUGGAAUUCUAUUCUGGAAAUAACUAUUCCAAUAAUAGAAUCACUUUCCAAUUCAAACGUGCUAUUCGUUCCUACUCUGUAGUAACAGAUAGUAUUAUUGAAAGCUCUGAAAUAUUUCAAAAUAAAUAACUAAAUGCUUAAUAGUUUUAGUAUUUCUUAAUGAAUUCGUAAUUCAUUUUAAACCUUUUCACUGCUGUUCUGGUUAGAAUUACAUAUCCGAGUGUUUUAUACAAAAUUUCAAUUACAUUUAUCUUACAAUUUUAAUUAGUACAAUUUGAAACUUAACCAUUACGCAUUGUAGAAGUUAAUUAAGUCAUAAACAUGUAUUUUUUUUUAUAAUUUAUCGUAACCAAACACAAGGCCGAAGAAUUGGCAGCAGCGUCCCUUGUAAAACAUCAUCAAAGUCUAACUGCAGUCACCAAUCCACCUGCUAAGUGUGGCAACUACUGGCGAAACCCCCUAAUGGGGGGAGGCCAAUGUUCAGCAGUGGACGGUUAACGGCUGAUAUGAUAAUGAUGAUGAUGAGACAUGAUUUUAUCGUCACGAUAUAAUAUUGUAGAUGUAUAUAUACGGUACUAAAGGUACCCACUUCUUUCUCUUCCGUUCUCGCAGUUUUGGACAUUAAUUCUUCAAAAAUCCACUGACAUACAAAACCAAAGACUGGUUACUGAUAAAAACAAUAAUAGGGACAAUAACGGGCCAUUGCCCAAUAAACAAACAUUUAUAUACAAUAGGAGCCAGAGACGGCCCUCUAUGUCGAGGCUGUUUUAACGCUGAAAAAACGGCUGCUAACGUAAUCCUGGAAAAUGAAGCUGUGGCCCCUCAACGUUUAGAAAUCCUCGGAACCGUGAGGCUUGUGAAGAUUCCAGGAAACUUCUGUGCUUCUGGUCGGCGCUGGGCUGGCUGUACUAGCCACUACUCUACGCACAACGGCCCAAAUGAGAGGCUAAGCGUGAAAAAGAGAGUCCAAUUUACAUUUCGUACGAUAAUCUCUUUGGUAUUAUCGCCGACGAGAACUUAAAAUCAUUUUAUUUUGUUUAUCUUUUAUAUCGUGACAAUAAAAUUGUAAUUGGGUUAUGUUACAGUAAAUUAUAAAAUCGUCAACUAAGCUAAAUAAAGUCAAGUUGUCAGUGUGCGCGGAGAAUACUAGUGAGUGUAGAUCUACUUAGUGUUAGGCAUGUACCGAGCUUUAGAUACGUUACAGCGGGAGCGGCGCUGGACGCUACGAAAUUAUAAAGGCAACGGUUUAUGGUAUGGUCACAAAUUCUAGCGCCGCUCUCGCCUCGACGCGUUGUAAUAUAUUCGGCUCCGAACACCAAAAUAGUACGUAAAUUUGUAUAGAUCGUGAAACGCAAUAUUUACCGUGUACAUGAUUUGUUGAAUUUUGUCUAUAUGUAAUUUAAGUUAGGGCCCCGACAGCGGUGAAGCGGCAGCGAUAAAGGAAUUAAAGGGUGCGUUUAAAAUAUCAAAGGCGAGGAUUACUUUUGCAUGAGACGACGUGUUAAUGGCAUACCAAAAAUACUGAAUUCGAAAGCAAUUGUUAAAGACAUGACACUGUAAUUAUAAUUAAUUUAGCAUUCUCUCUACACUUGUAAUACUUACUUUUGAUAAUGAUAUUAAAAUCAUGAAAUCGCAAAUUUAAUCAAUAAAAUCGCUCUUGCUUCCGCUUCGACCGCCAAAGGAGCCCUACAGUUAGGGAGUGAGGCAAGUUAAUAAUUCACCCGUUGAGUGAGGCACAGAGCGCACCUCGUGCGUAUGUAACAUAUAAAUGAUACGAGAUUACAUGAGCAUUUAUAAAUGAAAAUAGUGAAAAUUCUAUUGUAUACAUAAUUUGCAUUUGUAUGAUGAAGAACUGAUGUUAAUGUCUACGUUUGCUACAUUAGAGGAUACGAUGGAACGAAUUGUGUAAAUAAUUAUGCAAUUAAUUUUAGUUAAAAACCUUCGCAGUAGCGGCAUGUUGAUUUUCAACGGGCAAAUUGAUUAGAUUUAAUUCCAGUUAAAUUAAAUAUGUUUAAUUUCUGAGGUCGAAUUGAUUUAAUUCAAUUUCAGUGAUUAAAUUGAGUUGAAUCAUUGAAACGGCUCGUUCCAACGUCGUGUAACACACCUGUUCGACUUUCAAUUCUUCAAAUCUUGGUUUUACGCCGUGACAAGUAAUAAAUAUGCUAAUGGAAGUAUUAACACCCGCUACUGUGAAGGCAUUUGGUUUCUUAGUUUCUACUAUCCUACGAGUUGCCAUUGCUGUUUCUAUGAGUUCCGAAAUACACGGAAUGAUGAGAUUUAUUUUCUUUACAUUUAAUUGUAAUUCAUAAGUUGUAUUAACUAUUAUUUUACGGAAUUUCUGCUGAUAUAUAGUAAUGAUUUUUUUUUUAUUAUUUUCUAAUGUAUAAACAAUGUGCUUUUACUCGUUCAAAAGAAUGUAAAUACGAUAUUUGAACUGAUAAUAAUAAAAGUUUUUAUUUCUUAAUGAAAAA